UGCGUCUGGGAAGUAAGAUAUUCUGAGUCGAUAGAGCAGUGAUCAGUGUCGCGAGGGAAGCUUGUCGUUAUGGAUGUGUAUGGGUUAUCUCUUACCGGAGAAGACAAUGAAUUUGUGUUUUCAUUUGAGAAUAUAUCGUUUCGAACCCGUGUCGCAAGUGAGUCAAAAAAAUUUGAAAGUUGUGAACAACAGAACGCACUCGUCGCGGAACCGUACACAAAGUUUAUUCUCAACAAUGUCAGUGGUGCAUUCCGUUCCGGUAGGCUGACUGCGAUUAUCGGUCCUUCUGGAUCGGGAAAAUCAUCCUUGCUGAAAAUUUUGAGUGGUUUUCGCAAAGCCGAAGGAAUCAUUAAGUUGAAUGGUCAACCACUGGAUGGAUCAAGAUUACGCAGCGAAGUAUCCCACACCGAACAGGAGGUAGCUUUGUGGAUGAAUCUGACCGUGACGGAAACACUAAGAUAUGCAGCAGAGUUUCAGUUGCCAUGCACCUCGUUCAAAUCAGCUAAAAGGAUUAUUGCGCUGGAUCAAAUUAGGGCACUUGGACUAGAAAAAUGCCACACAACUCUGGUGCGGGAUCUUUCUGGAGGCGAAUACAAGAGACUAGCGAUGGCAAUAGAUCUUCUUUCGAAUCCGAAGGUAAUGCUUUUGGACGAACCAACCAGCGGCUUAGACACGAUAGCCACUAUUCAGGUGAUAUCGCAUAUGAAGACUCUAGCCCGUGACGGACGCAUUAUGGUUUGUGUGAUACAUCAGCCCAGUUCGGGUAUUUUGAAAAUGUUUGACGAUGCCUAUCUCGUGGCCAGAGGAAACUGUUUAUAUCGGGGGUCCAUAUCUGAGUUGAUCCCACGAUUUGCCAUGGUUGGUUUGGAGUGUCCGCUAUCCCACAAUCCUGCUGAUUUCGCACUUGAAGUUGCCAGUAUGGAAGAUGACGAAAGAGUGCUGAAGCUUAUCCAGGAUUAUCAAAAUAUGAAUGUAGUUGGUAUGAAUGAAUGCAAUCAGAAACAUUUGGUAUUGCAAAGCAACCGAUCGAGGAUAAGCCUAUGGAAACAGCUGCUGCUGCUGACAAAUAGAUCAAUUACCUGUACUGCUCGUGACCCGACACAAAUCAAGGUGAAAACUGCAAUCAGCAUCUUUGUUGGACUGCUAGUUGGCACCGCGUAUUACAACAUCGGGAACAAUGCCGCUCGCAUUCUCUCCAAUACUACAUUCUUCCAAAUUGUGCUACACACCAUCAUGUUCACCAGCAUUGGAUCGGCAGCUGUCGUGUUUCCUCUCGAAUCGGCUGCCUUCAUCCGCGAAUACCGCAACAAUGCGUACGCACUUUUCCCGUACUAUCUGUCGAAGAUAAUUGUAGAAGUUCCGAUUCUAAUACUAAACACAACGCUAAUAACAGCACUGGUAUACGUGUUGACUUCUCAACCAAUGGAGCUUCAUCGGUUCGCCUACUUCUGGCUUCUUUCCUUGCUAUUUGGGUGGAUCUCGCAGAUGUGGGGACUGAUGCUCGGAUGUUUCUUCAAGCUCCAAAUGAUUGCAUUUCUGGCUGGCGUCGGCUUCGUUCCCGUGAUGCUAUUUUCCGGAUGUUUCAUCACGCUUGACCAAAUACCAAAAAUUCUGAAACCCCUGACGUACGUUUCCUUCGAGCGAUACGCCUAUGAAGGGUUCCUGCACGUACUGUACGGUCUAAACCGGAAGGAUAUGGAGUGUCCAGAGAUAUUCUGCUACUACAGCAAACUUUCCAAGUACCUCAAAUUUCUGCAAAUGCCAGUGUUAGAUUUAGAGCUAGAUUUGCUCGCACUGUCCUUGUUUGCUUCGACUAUGACAGUUGGAUUCUACUUUUGCUUAAAGAGACGGACUGCGCAGCAGAACUGAACGUAUGAUUUUUCUGGUAUCCUUUCCACUUACCUAUUAAUUAUUCGAACAACCAUCGUUACUUGCGUAUCUGCACGUCGAUGUGAAAUUAAGUUUGCGUUUCUCAUUAAUUACACUUCAAGAGCCUCCAGUGCAUGAAUCACUCCGGUUUCGAGCUAAUUAAAAUGCUGAUGCAUUUUAAUUCCAAGCUUUUCUCUUAAUAAAACUGCAAGCGUGCCAUUUCGGAUUUAUUUUAUGUUUGUUUUGCUUGUUUUUUCCCUAAAGUAACUCACUGGUGCAGCUGAAGUUUUGGGAAUAUUUUAAUACGGCUGUUUGUCUUUCGAAACUUGGUUUGAAUUGUUUAUUUUUCCACAUGAUCAAAGCGGCAAAAAAUCCGUGCUAACCAACAUUAAUAUUAAAAUUCUAACCACCCUCACUUUCUCCCACUCGUAAAAACACUUGAAAACUAUGCUGCUUCACUAUGCUGGACUAUCACAGUACGUAAUCGUGGCACGAAAUUGUUCCAAGGAUAAAAAAAUUCAAAUCGUUCAAAAAAUCGUUCAAAUAAUGUGAUCUUUGAAUUACCAUGUUGAUUUAAGCUACUUCCUAGGGGAAGAACCAACCGGAUCCAGGUUCAUUCCAGAACAUGUAUGACGUUUCCGAGGAAUGUGAGCUAUGUAUGUGUAUUAUUAAUAUUAGUGAGUUUUCUACUUUAAACACUCAUUGUUAUUGCCUUUCUGAUCACCAUUGCACUCGAAAAAUAAAUUAAACGCGAACAAUGAUUCACAAAAAUUCCUUUAACGACGGAUUUUUUUUCAAAUUUCCGUGGAGUAAACUAAAACUGUUCAGCCAAUAAUCGUUUCAGUAGUUUUUUUUCGUUUUCAACGUUAUUAAAUUAACUAAAGUUAAUGAGUAGAGACAUAAUCAAGUAAUUGAGCAAUUCCACCGCAACAAUUUUUUGGGAAUUUUAUUUUUGUAUGUCGUGAUUUGAAUCAAAUUUUGCAUAAGCGUUAUUCAUGGCCAAAACGAAACAAUUGGCAUCAUCAAUUUGCCAUUUUUACU
Messenger RNA from Malaya genurostris, 2910 nucleotides. Its product is annotated as ATP-binding cassette sub-family G member 1-like. Gene Ontology annotation, molecular function: ATP binding; ATP hydrolysis activity; ABC-type transporter activity. Gene Ontology annotation, cellular component: plasma membrane. Bases 70 to 1869 code for a protein of 599 amino acids. Lineage: Eukaryota; Metazoa; Arthropoda; Insecta; Diptera; Culicidae. The transcript has 5 exons. The record is from RefSeq and is a predicted model, not a curated record.